AUGAAGAAAAAUGCAGAAGCCUCUGAAAGACAAGGAAAAGUCGAAAAGAAAUGCAUCCAGGACAUGCUAAAAGAAAACGACUGCGAAACUCUGGAGGAGCUUAAAAAUUUAAUAACCUUCCUGAACAGCGAAAAUAAAAGGCUGCACUCAGUGAACAUUGAAUCGCUCAAAAAAAUAAACAUCCUUACUGUCAGGGUGAAGAAUUUAGAAAGCUUAGCAAAAAAUUAUGACCAGUCUUAUGAAAAUGGAAAGAGCUACAAGGACAAGUUAGAGCAGCUGAGCCACAAAGUGAAUGCGCUCAUGGGUUACGCAAAGGACAAACAAAACGAGUGCUGCGAACUGAUCGGAGAGCAAGACAAGUACUUUAGAAACUUCUUCGCAAAUCUGAAUAAAAUAAUCGAAUCGAUUGUUUCGUUCAACGUGCAUGGUGCCCAAGGAGUAGGUAAUGCCUGUCCUCGUGUGAGCAGCCCCGUUGAUGGGGAAACCUACCGUCAAAUGGGCAAGCCCAAAGGGUCCCCUUCGGCUUGUACAUCCGACGAUGACGAUAAAAAUUACGGUUACGCCAAUUCGGAAGAUGAAGAUAACGACAACGCACAAAAAAACGAAGACCAAAUACACACAAAACGGUCUAAUUAUAUAACCGAGACAAAGGGACGAACGCAUAACAGAAUCAACAUACACGGUGCAAUAUCCAACCAUCCCGAUAUAUCCCCACUUGAUGAGUCACGAAUGAAAGGAGAACAGGACAGAUGCGAUCAGAGAAUCGAUAAAAUAAAAAGUUUAUGCGAGUCAUUCAAAAAUAUAGAAAAUGAUGAGUCUUCCAAAUCAGCCAAUUCUGAUGGAAGUAGAAAACCAAAUGUGAAUUAUCCCAUUUCGUCAAAGCAAAAAAAAAAAAAGAAAAAAAAAACAGUAGAUAGUCAGCCUGAUGAGCCAUUUUAUUCAGAAUUUGAAAAUGAGCAUAUGCAGGAGUACCAACUGGAGAAUGACGAAGACAUCAAACUGGUCCAUAGUGCAAAUUUAGGGGAUGGAAAAAUACGUGAAAAAAUGACGUACAAAAAAAAAACCGGAACAAAAGUGGAUGCACACAACAGGCCAGACAAUAUUCUCGAUUAUGAUAAGGACAUAAAAAAAAAGUUCAACAAUUUGGUAAACGACACAAGUGGUUGUAGUAGUGGUGGUGGGGGAAAUAAAAAAAAUCAUGAGGUGGGUGUAAAGAACCCUUCCAAUAAAGUUCAUAGUGCUCAAAGCAACAUCAUAGACAUUUUAAAUAAUCGAAUGAAUAAGGCCUCCUUGGAGCACAUAGAAAAUUGCACUACUCCAAAGUACGUCAAAUAUAAUACCAUACAUCGCGAAAUUAUGAAUCCGCGUCAGCACUUGGUUAAUCAAAACAAAAAUUCUGUUGAUCAUAUUAUUUGCCUGUAA
Plasmodium fragile is the source of this 1422-nucleotide messenger RNA. RefSeq lists its product as uncharacterized. The transcript has 2 exons. Lineage: Eukaryota; Apicomplexa; Aconoidasida; Haemosporida; Plasmodiidae. The record is from RefSeq and is a predicted model, not a curated record. Bases 1 to 1422 code for a protein of 473 amino acids.